Molecule: messenger RNA, 879 nt
Organism: Pneumocystis jirovecii RU7
Lineage: Eukaryota; Fungi; Ascomycota; Pneumocystomycetes; Pneumocystales; Pneumocystaceae
Product: 50S ribosomal protein L3
Exons: 5
Coding region: 1-879 (292 amino acids)
Biological process (GO): translation
Cellular component (GO): mitochondrial large ribosomal subunit; ribosome
Molecular function (GO): structural constituent of ribosome
Source: RefSeq, a predicted model, not a curated record
AUGGUAUCUCAAAUUUGUCUAAAUUUGAUGAAAGAUAAUGCAAGAAAAAUAAUAAAUUCGAAUUCACUUCUUCAAAAGAAUUACAAUUGUUUUUUUUUGGGCUUUAAGAGGCGUUUUUUAAGCAAAAUAUCACCUUUAUAUGUUCAAGAUAUACCUUUGCCUUCAUUUGUGCUUUCUAAGAAGAUAAAACAAAAACAAAUCCCGGAAAGACCUGGUCUUUUAGCGUGUAAAAAAGGUAUGACUUCUGUAUGGACAGAAGAUGGAAAACGAAUUCCUGUGACAGUGCUUCAAGUAGAUCGUCUUCAAGUUAUAGAUAUACGUACAAAAAAGAAGAAUGGAUAUGAUGCUAUUCAAGUAGGAGUAGGUUCAAGGAAUCCUCGGAAUAUUUCAAGAGCUAUGCUUGGUCAUUUUGCAAGAGCAAAAGUACCGCCAAAGUCAAAAGUUGUAGAAUUUAGAAUAAAAGAGCCUUUGAAGUCUUUAGAACUUGGUACUCAAUUAUUUGUAAAUCAUUUUCAAGAAGGAGCUUUUGUUGAUAUACGCGGGAAAAGUAUUGGAAAAGGGUUUUCAGGUGUUAUGAAAAGGUAUCUUAUUUACCUAUUAUGGAACUUUCAUGGUCUUCCUGCUUCACAUGGAGUAUCAAUUUCUCAUAGGUCACCGGGUUCAACAGGGCAAUCACAAGACCCUGGAAGAGUUUUUCCUGGUAAAAAGAUGGCCGGAAGAAUGGGAGGAAAAAAUGUUACUGUACAAAAUGUUCCAAUUAUUAAAAUAGAUAACGAGAAUGGACUUAUACUUGUAAAAGGACCGGUUCCUGGUCCUGAUAAAGGGUAUGUCACUAUAAGGGAUGCUAUUAAAAAAACUCAACCUAAUUUGCUUGGUUAA